Aspergillus luchuensis is the source of this 339-nucleotide messenger RNA. Its product is annotated as LYR motif-containing protein. The record is from RefSeq and is a predicted model, not a curated record. Gene Ontology annotation, biological process: iron-sulfur cluster assembly. The coding region runs from base 1 to 339 and encodes 112 amino acids. The transcript is spliced from 5 exons. Gene Ontology annotation, cellular component: mitochondrion; L-cysteine desulfurase complex. Lineage: Eukaryota; Fungi; Ascomycota; Eurotiomycetes; Eurotiales; Aspergillaceae.
AUGUCUGUGCCGACCAUGCAGCGUGAAACGGCCUUUCAGGUCCGGUCUCUGUUCCGCUCUUUGCUCCGUCAAUCCUCCCAGUUCUCGAACUACAACUUCCGCGAGUAUGCCCGCCGGCGCACGAUGGAUGCCUUCCGCGAGCACCAGAAGGAAUCCGAGGACCGACGGAUACAGGAGUUGAUCCAGGAUGGACUACAGAACUUGCGGAUGAUGAAGAGGCAAACCAUUAUCAGUCAGUUCUACCAGCUGGAUCGGUUGGUUGUUGAGGGUCAGAAGACUGGUAAGCAGACUGGCACGGAAGGAAACAUUGUUCGCCAGAAGGAUACUGGCUGGGACUAA